ACCUCCCUUAACAACUUCUCACUCACUUCCAAUUUACAAUUCAUAGUUCUCAAGAUUUGCUCAAAAAUUAAUAUAUACUUCAGUAUUUUUAUCAUAAAGAUGGCAUCAAAUUCACUCACUGCUUGGACUCCAAGAGAAAACAAGAAAUUCGAGCAGGCACUCGCGGUCUACGAUAAGGACACAUCUGAUCGAUGGCAAAACAUUGCUAGAUAUGUUGGUGGGAAAUCAGUUGAAGAAGUUAAACAUCACUAUGCUAUACUUGUAGAGGAUCUUAAGCACAUUGAAUCCGGUGACGUCCCAUUCCCAAAAUACAAGUCAGGUGGAAAAUCUCGUUAAUCUAUUAAAGGAGUACGAGGUAUAAUACCAGUCAAAGUCAAAGAUAUGUGGUACGUGGAAAGACAUAUUAUUCUCUCAAAAUUAUGAAUACACUAAGUUAUAAUUUUCUUCUUAGAUCUAGUGAGAUGUGUUAGUGUUAUCAUUGUAUAACCCUGAAUAUUAUCGUUUCGAAUUAAUGAGCAUAAUAUAAUUUAUGGAUGUUGAAGUAAAAUUAUUGUGGUUGAUGUAAUGAUAAAUUUCAUAUUGUUGAGUUGCAGUACAUCGUUAAACAAUUGUUGUAACCAUAAUGGAGAUCAUAUCUUUUUGAAUGA
This is a messenger RNA of Solanum pennellii, 647 nucleotides long. Its product is annotated as protein RADIALIS-like 5. The record is from RefSeq and is a predicted model, not a curated record. The coding region runs from base 100 to 336 and encodes 78 amino acids. The transcript has 2 exons. Lineage: Eukaryota; Viridiplantae; Streptophyta; Magnoliopsida; Solanales; Solanaceae. Gene Ontology annotation, molecular function: DNA-binding transcription factor activity.